Messenger RNA from Coregonus sp. 'balchen', 6187 nucleotides. The record is from the annotation of a GenBank genome assembly. NCBI's taxonomy places the organism in Eukaryota, Metazoa, Chordata, Actinopteri, Salmoniformes, Salmonidae.
AAUAUAUCAGUGUAGUUGACAUGCUCCCUCUGGCUGAUCUCCAACACACAGAGCCAAAGAACAUGUUCAACAAGGAUCCCCUGCUACUUGCCCUCCAAGCCUGACAACUCCAAAGAACUCAGGAGCAGUUAGGUGAGUUAUGCAGGCUAUGUCACACAUUUAUUGCAGUAUGUGUAUGGUAAAAGUGUUACAAGCCUAUAUAUCUGUGCUUUAAAUAUGUGCUGUAGUAGUAACAACACACAUUUUAAAAGGUAAUUUACAGUGGUGUAAAGUAUUUAAGUAAAAAUGCUUGAAAGUAUUACUUAAGUAGUUUUUUGGAGUAUCUGUACUUUACUUGAGUAUUUAUAUUUUUGACAACUUUUAUUUUUACUUCACUACAUUCCUAAAGAAAAUGAUGUACUUUUUACUCCAUACAUUUUCCCUGACACCCAAAAGUACUAGUUACAUGUUGAAUGCUCAGCAGGACAGCAAAAUAUUAUAAUUAUCAAGAGAACAUCCCUAGUCAUCCCUACUGCCUCUGAUCUGGCGGACUCACUUCACACAUGCUUCGUUUGCAAAUUAUGUCUGAGUGAUAGAGCGUGCCCCUGGCUAUUUGUAAAUUUAAAAAACAAGAAAAUGGUGCCUUCUGGUUUGCUUAAUAUAAGGAAUUUGAAAUGAUUUAUACUUUUACUUUUGAUACUUAAGUAUAUUUCAAAACCAAAUACUUUUAGACUUUUAUUCAAAUAGUAUUUUACUGGGUGACUUUCACUUUUACUUGAGUCUGACAAUUGGGUACUUUUUCCACCACUGGUAAUUUAGCCAUAAGUUAUUUCUGACAAUUACUGCUAGUCACAUAUGUCCAAAUAUACUUUUUUACUCUGACUAUAAAUAGCAUUGAUGCACAGCAUGAGAAAUACUUGCUAUCAUAUCAUCCAAAUUAACCAAGAUACACUAUAUACACAAAAGUAUGUGGACACCCCUUCAAAUUUGUGGAUUCGGCUAUUUCAGCCACACCAGUUGCUGACAGGUGUAUAAAAUCGAGCACACAGCCAUGCAAUCUCCAAACAUUGCCAGUAGAAUGGCCUUAUUAAAGAGCUCAGUGACUUUCAACGUGGCAAAGUCAUGGGAUGCCACCUUUCGGGGCCGCCAAGUGCUGAAGUGCGUAGCGUGUAAAAAAUCGUCUGUCCUCGAUUGCAACACUCACCACCGAUUUCCAAACUGCCUCUGGAAUCAACGUCAGCACAAUAACUGUUCGUCUGGAGCUUCAUGAAAUGGGUUUCCAUAGCCGAGCAGCCACACACAAGCCUAAGAUCACCAUGCGCAAUGCUAAGCAUCGGCUGGAGUAGUGUAAAGCUUGCAGCCAUUGGACUCUGGAGCAGUGGAAACGCGUUUUCUGGAGUGAUGAAUCCCAUUUCACCAUCUGGCAGCCCGACGGACAAAUCUGGGUUUGGCGGAUGCCAGAAGAACGCUACCUGCCCCAAUGCAUAGUGCCAACUGUAAAGUUUGGUGGAGGAGGAAUAAUGGUCUGGGGCUGUUUUUCAUCGUUUGGGCUAGGCCCCUUAAUUCCAGUGAAAGGAAAUCUUAACGCUACAGCAUACAAUUACAUUCUAGAUGAUUCUGUGCUUCCAACUUUGUGGCAACAGUUUGGAGAAGGCCCUUUCCUGUCUCAGCAUGACAAUGCCCCCAUGCACAAAGCGAGGUCCAUACAGAAAUGGUUUGUCGAGAUUGGUGUGGAAGAACUUGCCUAGCCAGGUCCAACAUCUAGUGGAAAGCCUUCCCAGAAGAGUGGAGGCUGUUAUAGCAGCAAAGGGGGGACCAACUCCAUAUUAAUGUCCGUGAUUUUGGAAUGACAUGUUCGACAAGCAGGUGUCCACAUACUUUUGGUCAUGUAGUAUAUUAUCUUCUGAUUGUUUCCACUGUGCCUCUGUUUCCUAUGUUCUCUUCUCAGCAGAGGGACUAUUGGCUACUACAGUUUUACUAAUAUGGCCUAUUAUUUAAUAGGGUGUGUAUUUAUUUUGGAUAGGGAUGGGGGUGGAGGGGGGUUGACCAGAAAGACUUGACUACUGGAAUUCUUAUCAUUUUGGUUGUUAUCAGUAAAAAGAAAAACCUUUCCAAUGGGGCAACCUCAGAGCAGGCUCAACAUGCGCGACUGCUCAAGUCACUUGCGCCGGGCAAUAGGGCAACCCUUAAUGUCAAUCCCUGCUACUCCAGUUUACUACGGAGCCCACUCCAUAAUGUGAAGCUAUGGAAUACUGGAUAGGCUAGAUAGAAACCUGGAAAAGCUGAAUUUGAUCAGAAUUCCCCAGUACAUUGGGUUAUGGGUGAAAGCCAAACAAGUGGACCUUCACAUUGUGUAACAUAAGUAUUGAUUUAGAAAGAGGAAAGAAAGGGUAGUAUGGAGAGUUGUGCAGAGCACGAGAAACAGAGUCUGUCCUCAACUUCCCCAUUCAACUGUGUGUGUCCUGGUCCAGAUAGCGUUGUGGCCGUUAGUAGGAAGUUACAACACACACACACACACACACACACACACACACACACACACACACACACACACACACACACACACACACACACACACACACACACACACACACACACACACACACACACACACACACACACACACACAGACACAGACACAGACACAGACACAGACACAGACACACACACAGACACAGACACACACAGACACAGACACACACACACACACACACACAGAGACACACACACACACACACAGAGACACACACACACACACACACACACACACAGGGACAAUGGCUUCACUGGCCAGCAAUAGUAGGAAGUAUGCGUCUCGAUAUGACUUGAUGAAUAGCUACUGUAUGUUGUCUGUCUGUCUGUCUUCAGAGCUUGAACCCAUUGGAGUGCCACUAUGGGGAAUGUGAUGGGGGAAAAUAGGAACGAAACAAAUGCAAACUACCAUGACAGUGCACUAAAGGGUAAUUAUUUGCUAUAUCAUAAUGUAAAUAUAAUGUGAUGAGGCUUUAACAGAUAUGAUGAUCACACUACAAUACUAGGAUUUCAGUCAACAUACUCUUUACCAAAGUGUCUACAUGUUUGAUAUCGUUCACUUGGAAGUCAAUUAGAAGUAAAAUACAAUUAUUUCCCUUGUGUCGCUAAAUGAUGCCUCUGCUAAUGUUAAUGUUGAUCUAAUUGUGAAACAUCGGUGGUUCCUGAGCAGGAGAAGACGACACACUUGUCGUUCUCCAUGACUAUCCUUUUCCAGACAUCAGUGAGCCGAUCUUCAGGAUGGGAGAGAAGCUGAGGGUCUUGUCUCAGUAAGUACAGUCGACACUUUGUCUGUCUGUGAGAGCAAUUACUGUAUAAACCCGUAGUCUGCACAUACAUGUACUAAAGCUUCCUAGAGCAGAAAUUGAUAGAUGCACAGUUACAGACCACAGGAGGUUGGUGGCACCUUAAUUGGGGAGAAUGGGCUAGUGGUAAUAACUGGAGCAGAAUUACUGGAAUGGAAUCAAAUACAUGGUUUCCAGGUGUUUGAUGCCAUUCCAUUUUCUCCAUUCCGGAUACUAUUAUGAGCCGUUGUCCCCUCAGCAGCCUCCUGUGUUAUAGACAGAGAUACCAAGAUGACACAGGACAACACAGAAAAACUCCCAGCCAGCCACAGUGCAAACCAAAAUACAAUACAAAGCCAUGCAAGCUAGCUUACAUCAGUGCGACAUUACUAUACAAAACUGUGCAAGCAAUAACAUGCACGAUAGAGAAUGAACACAUUGGGGGAAAUUAGAUGCAUAGCAUUAUUGUCUUGCAGCUUUAAUACAAUAUGGAGAACUACAAUUUCAGAGUUUGUUCAGUCACAGUUCCGCUUUUAAUGUGUGCGUGUUCUUUAGGGAAGGUAACUGGUGGAGAGUCCGGUCUGGCCAAUCAGGAAGGGAGAACUACAUCCCUAAUAACCAUGUCGCCAAAGUCUACCAUGGGUAAGCACUGCUGUCUCCCACUGCAUAACAUUCAGUCUACCAAGAAUCAUAUAGAGUCUAAAAUGUUUCUUCCUAAAGACCAUCGUAAGUGUCAAUAGAAUUAAAUAAUAAAUUAGUUCAUCCCAAUCAGAAAAACUAUCACAUCAUAUCAUAAUAUAUCAUAUGCCUACUGUAUAUCAUACAGUAUGUAAAUGUGUGUUCUAAGAUGGCUGUUUGAGGGAGUGGCAAGGCAGAAGGCAGAGGAGUUACUUCGUCUCCCUGGAAACAGAGUGGGAUCCUUCAUGAUCAGAGAGAGCACCCAGCAGAGAGGUGAGUCCAUUACUUUUUCAAGCCCUACCAAGUUAUACAGGAAGUCGGUAAGAUGAGAGGACAUGGGUAUCUAUCAGGAUCUAUCUAGGCCUACAGAUGUAGGAUCUUCAUUUGAUCACCCUGUUGCAGGAUAACUUUCAAACUUGUAGUGUAUUUGAGGUUAAAAAAGGAUUCCGUAGUUUGUCAUUUCCACUUUGACAUUUUAGACUUGAUUUUCCCUUACGAACAAUGUAUCAACCCCUACAAAAAUGUCCAUUAAUUAUAAUCCACAUAAUCAUUCAUAUUUCCUGUUGCUGCAGUAUUAUUUCCUGCUGUAGCAAACUGGCUCAAAUUAAGAUAUUACAUCUAUAAGGACACAGGAUGAGACCCAGAUGCAGACACAGGAGUCAGAUGGUUAGAGUCUCCGAUAUUUAUUAAAAUACUAGGGGCAGGCAAGAGGCAGGUCGAGGACAGGCAGAAGUUCGUAAACCAGGUCUGAUUCCAAAAGGUACAGGGCGGCAGGCGGGCUCAGUGUCAGGGCAGGCAGAAAAGGUCGGAACCGGGAGGACUAGAAAAAAAACAGGCAUACGGAACAACACGCUGAUAGAUUUGACGAGACAAGACAAACUGGCAACAGGCAGACAGAAAACACUGGAAUAAAUACAUAGGGGAUAAUGGGAACAAAUGGGAGACACCUGGUGGGGGGUGGAGAUAAGCACAAGACAGGUGAAACAGAUCAGGGUGUGACAACGUCUGUGUAUUAUAUGUGCAGGUGUCUACUCCAUGUCUGUAAAGCACAGAUCCAUCGAGCACUAUAAAAUCUAUCGCUUGGAAAACAGCUGGUACUAUAUCUCUCCUCGUCUGACCUUCCAGUGCCUGGAAGAGAUGGUCAACCACUACUCUGGUGAGUCUAAAAACAGAGACAGACACACUGAAAAUAACCUCAAGCAUUUUCAAAUCGCUUUCUUCUUAUCAGAUGCUUGCUAUCGUUCCGCUGUGCUUUGGCCUAGAGUACACACUGAGAACAAAAGAGGAAGUGAUGGUUUUGUUGCUGAUGACCAUUUGGACAUAUUUUUUUACUGAGGCUAGGUCUUUCAUAUUGACUGUAACAUGAAUGUUUUCAAAUGGCAGGUGUGUGUGUGUGUGUGUGUGUGUGUGUGUGUGUGUGUGUGUGUGGUUAUGUUCAUGUCACGAGCGUUUGUACAUUUCAGUACAUAGUGUAUGUGGAUGGGUAUAUGUCUGUGUCUAACACAGGGGAUGUCUAUAUGUCUGUGUCUAACACAGGGAAUAUCUGUGUCUAACACAGUCCAUCUCUGAUCUCCUAGAUUCUGCAGAUGGGCUGUGCUGUGUUCUCACUGGCCCGUGUCUCUGUGGGAACGCCAACCUCCUCGACACCACCCCUCAGCCACCCCCUGUAGUGAUGCGCCGCAACAACUUUGACUGGAAGAAAGUAGACCGGUACGGACUCGUAGUUCAGUAGUUUAUAGUAUCAUUCGUUCUAGCUCUCAGGUCUCUACAAUCAAAUUGUAGUCCUGCUUUUGACUUGGCCAAUGGAAAACAUGGCAGAUGUGACUGCAUCCUGAAUCCUGAUGAUGAUUGGCUCAAACAUGUUCUAAUCACCUCUCUCGCUCUGUCUGUCCGUCUCUCUCAACAGCAAAGAUCUGAUCAGUGCAGGGGCUCCCCAGGGGCAGCAGAACAGGGACAACAUGGUGAGCUAUGGAGUCAGGAACAGCAUCGCCUCUUACCUCUCUCUGGCCGGGGCUCAGGACCCAAGACAGCAGAAGAAGAAAAGCAAAAAGAAGAGUAAAUCUGUCUACAUCCCCUCCCACAGUCUCAGCCAUCUGGACCUGGAGGAGGACUAUGAAACGUAGUGGCCUGGGUGGUGCAGCGCUAAGUGCAUAGGCCAGUGGUUCUCAAACCUCUCUUCAGGGACCCCCAGACGUUCCAUGUAUUUGAUCUAUUCC